Molecule: messenger RNA, 1755 nt
Organism: Trichoderma reesei QM6a
Lineage: Eukaryota; Fungi; Ascomycota; Sordariomycetes; Hypocreales; Hypocreaceae
Exons: 2
Coding region: 1-1755 (584 amino acids)
Source: RefSeq, a predicted model, not a curated record
AUGAAGCUCAAGGCCCUAUUUCUGUUGGCCAUUUCUGGUGCAAGCCAGCUAGUCUCUGCCAAUGAGGCACCUUGUAACAACACCACGGACGCAUCGACGCUAUUGAGAAGUGUCAUUGACUCACUUGGAGGCUUUGAGGCUCUUCAAGCGGUUCAAAGACUGGUCUUUAAAGCUGAAGGCAUCUAUCGCUCGCAAACUCUGACCCAAAACUACAACCUCUACCACUCAGACCAAUCCGUCGCCGAAGCAGGAUCCGAAAUACUCUCCUUCGACUUCUCUUCCGGCUUCCGAGCUCGUAUCGACCGAUACUACCGAUACAAUGACUACUGGAUCUGGGCUCAGCCUGGCCUUGAGCCCUCCAUGAACUACACCAUCGUUCUCAAAGACGGCAAGGACGGAUAUGCUUGCUUUACAAAAGGGCAGAACUCAUUCUUCGUCAACGAUCCAACACAGACACUGGGAUAUGUGGACUCGUUCCUCGCCGAUUAUUUGCUUCAUCAGGCGAAGCAGUUUGCACUUCCUUGGUUGCUGCAGAAAAUGGAUCAAUCGUCGUCUUGCCUUCGGACCUACGACAUGGCCGAACCACUUACAAAGAAUCACUUCACCAUCUUGGAACUGGACAAUUUCGGGCUAAGUCUCAUUGUGAAUGCCACGAGCCAUCGGCCGUACAAGAUACGUUCUUUGGAAACCCACGCAACGUAUGGCAAUGUCACAAACGAUCUACUUCUAUCAAACUAUUCAACCGUCGGCUUUGACGAUGAGUCUACUUUCAGUCUUCAACUGCCUUACCGUCUGCAGACAAUCUUCAAUUCGACAGAUGUUCUCGAAGAUGUCAAGCUGGACAGCAUCUCCAUCAAUCCACCUUUCCAAACCGGAUUCUUUGAUCCAGUCUUACCAGCUGAAGACACAUCCUCUCCUCAGGCACCAAAGCAAAAUCCCCUCUACCCUCGGUCCGAAGUCCACGAGUACUUCGAAGCCGGUCUCUGGGGCGGGCCGUUUGAGUCCUUCUUCAACACAUCAGCCGUUGUUGUUACCCAUCCGAUCCCUGAUGUUCCCCAGAUCAUGGCCGUCUAUGUCGGUUACGCAGACUACGUCCAGCUUGUUCUCAAUUUCACCGACGGCGUCCUGAUUACCGAUGCGGCGCCUCAUCGGUCUCGCAUCCUGAUCCAAUGGGUCAAAGAAAUGUUCAACAAGACUGUUACGCAUAUUGUUCCGAGCCAUCACCAUCGCGACCAUGCGGGAGGAGUGCCGGAUUAUGUCAAGGCUGGGGCAACACUUGUCGUACCUGAUGUGGCCAAGAGAUUUUACUCUUCUAUCAACAAUGGACAUGUCAAGUUCGCCACAUAUAACGAAAGUAAUCCAUUCGUGUUGAAGGAUGAAAACAUUCAAUUUCGCUCCUUGUGGAGAGAUGAAAACCCCCAUGCGCGAGACUGGUCGUAUGGCAUCGCAACUUCGGCAUGUCCAGCAGAAGACGAGGCCGUCGUCGCCUUCGUGGCAGAUGUAUGGAGCCCUGAUCCGGAUGAUGGUGGCAUGGGAGAUGCUGUGCGAUUCGACAUUGGAUAUGCGAGACAGUGGCUCGAUGCAGCCGUGGACGACGGGCUACCGAGGGAGGCCGUCGUGGUGGGAGCCCAUGGAGGGAAUACCACCAUUGACAAGUUGGAGAGUCUGAUUGCCAUCACUGGUUAUGAGUAUCCUGAUUUGGGGACAAAGCAUUGGAAAGCUGGGGGUGCACUUUGCGCGCAUCAGCGGCCGUAA